Octopus sinensis (East Asian common octopus) is the source of this 624-nucleotide messenger RNA. Its product is annotated as chondroitin sulfate synthase 1-like. The record is from RefSeq and is a predicted model, not a curated record. NCBI's taxonomy places the organism in Eukaryota, Metazoa, Mollusca, Cephalopoda, Octopoda, Octopodidae. Gene Ontology annotation, molecular function: glucuronosyl-N-acetylgalactosaminyl-proteoglycan 4-beta-N-acetylgalactosaminyltransferase activity. Gene Ontology annotation, cellular component: Golgi cisterna membrane. Bases 1 to 624 code for a protein of 207 amino acids. The transcript has a single exon.
AUGAUGAAACGUUUAGCGUCUCAGUACCCUUCUAUGAAACUAGAAAUAACAUUUUUGACUGGAGAUUUUGCUCGUGGGGUGGCAUUGCAGCAUGGCAUGAAGAACUGCAGUAAUGACUCCCUUCUCCUUUUUAUUGAUAUCGAUAUGGCCAUCACAGAGACAUUUCUACAUCGAGUACGAGAGAACACAAUAUAUGGCAAGCAAGUGUAUUUUCCAGUUUAUUUCAGCCAGUUUGAUCCUGAAUCUAUUUGCUACAAACCAAAUUGUAAGAAGAACCAUUACUUAUUUGGCAAAGAUGACGGCUUUUGGAGAUAUUUCGGUUUUGGUAUGGUGUCCAUCUAUAAAAAAGACUUUCUGGAAGUGGGUGGGUAUGACACAAAAAUUGAAGGAUGGGGCAAAGAGGACAUAGAUUUCUAUGAACUAUGCCUCAGGUCUAACCUGACAGCAGUUCGGGCACCUGAUUUGUCACUUAUACACGUUUACCACCCAAAAUUCUGUUCACAUGAUUUGAAUGAUGAACAGUACCAAAUGUGUCUAGAUUCAAAAAGCGGUAUCUUUGGGUCUCUAUAUCAAGAGGCUAGGGCUAUCUACAGAUUACCAGAAAUAUUAAAUAAAUAUAAAUAA